Phaeodactylum tricornutum CCAP 1055/1 is the source of this 2015-nucleotide messenger RNA. RefSeq lists its product with no specific name. The transcript has a single exon. Gene Ontology annotation, molecular function: alpha-mannosidase activity. The record is from RefSeq and is a predicted model, not a curated record. NCBI's taxonomy places the organism in Eukaryota, Bacillariophyta, Bacillariophyceae, Surirellales, Neidiaceae. The coding region runs from base 238 to 1413 and encodes 391 amino acids. Gene Ontology annotation, cellular component: Golgi apparatus.
AACCAGCACUCUCGAAAGUGGUGACUAGUGCGACUGGUGCUUAAAUUAGUUCUGAGAGGAUCUCUGCAACUGCCUAUUUCUAUAUUGUCGAGGGACUCUGCCAAGGAGAAACCCAGAAAAACGAUACCACCAGUUCCUCCUCUGUUGCUCGUACAGAUUUUCCUCUGGCGAGCCGUAACGUGUUACCUGUCGCAUAGGGUUGGAUUUAAUCACGACGUAUCUCUUUUUUUGGAAUCAAUGGAUUAUGCGCGAGCCAAGCCGAACCGUGAGGAAGCUGUAGCUGAUACUGGCGAGAAGAAGGCGAGCGCAAAGAAGGUGAAGGUGGGAGUCUACUACUACCCGUGGUACAGCGGGAAUUUUCACGGUGGCAAGUACUUGCGUCAAAAACUGGAUCCGGUCCAACAACCUGCGCUGGGCGAGUACGAUGAUCGUGAUCCGGACGUGAUCGCGCAGCACGUGGCUUGGAGUCAACAAGCCAACAUUGACGUAUGGAUAACCAGUUGGUGGGGCCCGGACUCGGACUCGAAUCGCACAACCAAAGAUGUCAUUCUGGCGUCACCCGUCUUCCAGAAAAGUGGUUUGCAGCUGGCGCUCUUUUACGAAUCAACCUCACGUCUGGGCAAAGCAUUCGACGAUAUUUCCAAUAUUGCCAGCGACAUUACUUACAUGGCCAAGACGUACUUCAAAAAUACCAACUACUUGCGCAUCGACGGCAAACCAGUCCUUGCGGUAUAUUUGACGCGAUCGAUUGAAGCACGGAGCGAUAUCAACCGAUUCACCAGUAUUGUCCGACAAGCUGCACUUCACGCCGGCGUCGGAGAAAUUUAUUUGUUGGGGGAUCACGCGUUCGGAAAGCCCCCAGCCAAGAGUUCUCCUUCGUACAGCAAAAAGAUCAAUAAUCUUCGGCGACUGGACGCGAUCACCAACUACGAUGUCUACGGUAGUAUGCACGCCAAAGGAAAGCACGCGACGCAAGCCGAAGUCGCUGCCUACACGCAGGCCCAAGAAAACUGGCGCACCAUGGCGCAGGAUGCCAAGGUCGCCUUUGUUCCGUGCGUAUCACCCGGCUUUAACGAUCGUGGGGUGCGUUUGCGGGCCAACCAUUCAGCGUUGUCGCGAAAGCUUGAUUCCGACGAGAGUGAACCGGGAUCGCUCUUUCAGGCACAGUUACGGCAAUCGGUGGCUCUCGUAGAUGAUGCGGCCGACCGACUGUUGAUGGUGACGUCAUUCAACGAGUGGCACGAGGACACGCAAAUUGAGCCAGUUGCGGAGCAAGCAAUGACCGUGCGUGAUGGUAGUGAUGGGAGUCAAGACUACACGCAGGGGGUCGGCUACGAAGGAUACGAAACGCUAUAUUUGGAUCUUUUGCGGGACGAAACGGUAGAAAAGCAGAAGUGCAAUGCAGAAAAAUAGAGACGGCUGGGAUUGAUAUUUACAAAUAUGAUUCUAACAUAGUUUAUGUACGUGUUUUCUAAAGGUGAAUAAGAAGGGCGUCGUGGAGCGGAUACUCGACCAAGUAGGACGCUUCAAAAAGACGCGAAAAGUACCAAUCUUUGCAAAGGAGGAAUCUUAUUGAGCAUCACUGCUCUUGGAAAAUAUAAGAUCAGAUAAGGAAAAGGAAGCGUGCACUUUGCAGGCGUCCUACCACUUCAGCGAAUCAUGCCACGAGGGCAUCACAAGCAAUGAGCUUGGAAAUUUUAAACAAUCGAAGUGAGGAUUCAGUAUCGUCCAACCUAUUCUUCGCUGAUAGCAGAUAGUCCCAUUUGGUUCGAGGCGAUGCGGUUGCGAGAAGCGAGCGACUCGGAAGUGUCGGUCGAGGAAUCACGAGUUAAAGAAGCUUGUUCCACAUACUCCAAAAAAAGUUUGCGUUUCAUUCUACGCAACAACAAUGCUGGACUUUCGGCCAUUUCGCUGUGUGAUACUGCUUCGUUUGGGGACGUGGAACGGUUGCGUGAUAGUCGGCUCAUGGUUAACUAUCUAUUCGAGGUUUUUCUAUACGGAAUGGUGUCAGGAAC